This is a messenger RNA of Prunus persica (peach), 399 nucleotides long. RefSeq lists its product as uncharacterized. Lineage: Eukaryota; Viridiplantae; Streptophyta; Magnoliopsida; Rosales; Rosaceae. The transcript is spliced from 2 exons. The record is from RefSeq and is a predicted model, not a curated record. Bases 1 to 399 code for a protein of 132 amino acids.
AUGACAGAUGGUGAAAGCUUAGAUAGCUAUUUGGCUAGAUUCUUUGGAACUGUGAAUAAUCUGAAAUCACUUGGUGAAGAUGUGUCUGAAACAAGAAUUGUGCAAAAACUUUUGAUGAGUCUAAGUAGAAGAUAUAAGUCCAUUGUGUCUAUUAUUGAAGAAACUCGAGACCUUGAUGUUCUUAGAGUUGAAGAGGUCAUUGCCUCUGUCAAAGUCUAUGAUAAAAGGGAGGACUUGCAUGAUGAAAGAGAUAAAUUGGCUGGAACUAAGAGAGCUUUUAGCAGCCUCAAGGUUGGAAAUAACCAAGUCCAUGACACAAAGGCAAACCUAGAUGUGGAAAAUGCAAUCGAUUUGGUCAUACUACAAAGGAUUGUGAUAGUCAUAGUCACAAACAAGUAG